This is a messenger RNA of Baudoinia panamericana UAMH 10762, 1295 nucleotides long. RefSeq lists its product as uncharacterized. NCBI's taxonomy places the organism in Eukaryota, Fungi, Ascomycota, Dothideomycetes, Mycosphaerellales, Teratosphaeriaceae. The record is from RefSeq and is a predicted model, not a curated record. The coding region runs from base 296 to 1093 and encodes 265 amino acids. The transcript is spliced from 2 exons.
ACCGUUCAAGAACGUCAUCUUGUUGCGUCGAAGCGCAGAUCCACCGCUACCUUAAUCUAUGAGCUGACCGCGACAUCUUCGCCAUGCGCAAUACACAAUUGGCACGAGCCAGGCGCCGACUGCGGCGGAUGUCAUCCAAGAAUACUCGGUCGCGGGUGAUGUAGCCCACAGCAAUCGACGGUCUGGUCAAGCUGUUCGAGCACGCAAUGGUAGAGUGACGGUAUCGCUUACCUUCGGAAGUGUAUAUGGGUUCGGUAGCAUCCUGCCUCGAGGAUGACGCAUACUGGAUCCUUGGAUGGCCUGGCCUUACGUGUUCGACAUUGACGCAGCGACUCUGGAUCCUAGUGCCUUUCGACCUCGAUCUGAACGGCCAACUCUUAUGCUCGUGCAUGAAGCCUUCCACACACCAGCACAUCUAAACAAGCUCACCGAGGAGUUGAGAGCCAUGAGCCUGAAAGUCCUGUGCCCGCAAUUACCUUCUUCGAUGGAUGCACAAGAGCCGCAGGGAUUGGAAUCAGAUGCUGCAGCAUUGUUCGACUGUGCUCGAUCGGAGAUCGAGACCAGUACCAACGUUGUAGUGGUGAUGUUCGGCUACGGCGCAAUUCCGGGCGUUGUAGCAGCCCAGCGGCUGAACCAGCAUUCUCUGGACGUACCGUAUGCGGGCGAGGUGACAAAGCUGGUCUACGUAUCUGGCAUGGUGCUGCAGCAGGCAGAGUCGUUCAUGACUACCUUGCGACCGCCUUGGGUGAUGCCAGCAGAUGACGAUACGUGUUCUGUAUCGAUGCCUGGGCAGAUCUUCUAUCAGGAUUGCUCUUUGGAGAGUGCACGUGAAGCUGCAGAAUGCCUGCGUCCGCAGAGCAUGUCGAGUCUACAAAGCGUCGCGAGCGAUACUGGUCAGCCAGACGUACCUUCACUAUACAUUUUGUGCGAGCUCGACCGCGCAAUACCCGCAGGUAUACAGCGGGGUUUCGUUAGGGUGCUUCAGGAGCAAAAAGAACAAGCCGACGUCAUGUCACUACAAACAGGACACUCCCCAUUCCUGUCCAGGCCUCGGGAGACGGCAAGAAUCAUCACGAACUUCUCACUCGCCUGAGCAAGCACCGCUUUUCGGGCUCUUGGUGUCAGCCGCCAGAGAUUUGGCUAGGGUUUCCACGGAUUCAGCAUUCUCGUUGCCUUCCGUAUCGGACGUGUAGCAUGGGAGCCAGUUGAUAGACACUAACACCACCCGAAAUAGUGAGCUAAUAAACUCUUAGCAACCCAGGACAUGAGCUUCUGCAAACAUGGUGUGACUUCGC